Messenger RNA from Naumovozyma castellii, 1791 nucleotides. RefSeq names its product putative phosphotransferase. The transcript has a single exon. NCBI's taxonomy places the organism in Eukaryota, Fungi, Ascomycota, Saccharomycetes, Saccharomycetales, Saccharomycetaceae. The coding region runs from base 1 to 1791 and encodes 596 amino acids. The record is from RefSeq and is a predicted model, not a curated record.
AUGAGUGUAUUUACAGAAAAGAAGAACACAGAUGAGCAGACUGGUUAUUAUGUCGGUAUCGAUGUCGGUACGGGAUCUGUAAGGGCAUGCGUAGUGGAUUCCUGCGGUAACAUGCUAUCACUAGUGGAGAAAUCCAUCAACAGAGAAGAGCUAAAGCCUAAUUUCAUCACACAAUCCACCAGGGAAAUUUGGCAGGCAUGUUGCUUCUGUGUAAAGACUGCAAUUGAGCAAUGUAAGGUAGAUAAAAGUUUAGUAUUAGGAAUUGGGUUCGAUGCAACCUGUUCCCUAGUCGCUAUAGAAAAAGGAACCGACAAACAAGUAGGUGUUGGUCCUAAUUUCGAAAACCGUGAUAUGAAUGUCAUACUUUGGAUGGAUCAUAGGGCAGUUAAGGAAGCAAAUGAAAUUAAUGCUACGAAUGACAAGUGUUUAAAGUACGUUGGUGGUGCUAUGUCAGUGGAGAUGGACAUUCCAAAAAUUAAGUGGUUAAAGAACAAUAUGGAUCCUAACAUGUUUAAGAAAUGUGAAUUUUUUGAAUUAGCAGACUAUCUGACUUUCAAAGCUACCGGGAAAAGAACAAGGUCGUUUUGUUCAGUCGUUUGUAAACAAGGAUUUUUACCCAAUGGGGUUGAAGGUUCUAGCGAAGGUUGGUCUAAAGAAUUUCUAAGCAGUAUUGGAUUAGAAGACUUAGCAGGAAACUCAUACGACAGCCUUGGUGGAGCCUUAAAAAAUGAUUCACAGGAUAAUUUCCAGUCUAGCGGUAAAUGUUUGGGACCUCUAAGCAACGAAGCUGUCAUUGAGUUAGGAUUGUCAGAAAAUUGUGUGGUUGGAGCUGGUAUAAUUGAUGCAUAUGCUGGCCUCAUUGGUACGAUUGCUGCAACAUCGGAGGGCUCCCAUCAAAUUAAGAAUGACUCUUCUAUCGGUUUACAAAACGCAAUAGGAAGAUUAGCAUCUGUUGCUGGUACUUCAACAUGUCACCUUUUGCUAUCAAAGGAUCCCGUGUUUGUUCCAGGAGUUUGGGGCCCAUAUAGGGAUGUUGUUGCCGAUGGAUACUGGUGUGCAGAAGGUGGACAAACGUGUACCGGUGAAUUGUUAUCGUACGUAUUAAGCAUACAUCCAGCUUUCAAAGAGUUAAUCAACGCAUCUGGGGUCGCAAAAAUAGAUAAAUUUCAAUAUCUAAACAAUAUGUUAGAUGAACUAACUAUAAAACACAAAGUGAACUCAAAAUUGCAAUUGGCAAAACAUAUAUUCUUUUAUGGGGAUUAUCGUGGUAAUAGAUCACCCUAUGCCGACCCAAUGAUGUCAGCGGCAAUAAUUGGGCAAUCUAUGAAUCAUAAUUUAGAAAAUUUGGCUGUUACGUAUUUAGCAGCAUGUGAGUUUAUUGCUCAGCAGACGAGACAAAUCGUUGAAACCAUUCGAAAAGCGGGUACUCAUGUUUCUUAUAUCUAUAUGUCUGGUGGCCAGUGUCGAAAUAAAUUGCUUAUGAAAUUACUCUCAGAUUGCACUGGUUUACCAAUUAUGCUUCCAAAAUAUGUUGAUGCUGCCGUGGUUUUUGGUGCUGCCAUUUUGGGUGCCACUGCAGAUGCAUCUAGGAAAAGCGUUGAGAUAGAAUGUGAUUUUGGUUUUAUGUUGUGGGAGACAAUGGACAGGAUGACUCCACAUGGUACAUUACUUGAGCCAAACGAUGUGAAUCAUCCCGAUCGCAAACUACUAGAUGUGAAGUACCAAAUCUUUUUGGAUAUGGCUGAAACUCAGAGAAAGUAUAGACAAAUGGUCGAUGACAUUGAUAUUUGA